AUGGCGUCUCCCACAGGCAGACCUCGGAGAGGAUCAUCCCUUCUCUACGGAGCCCUCACAGAGAGCUGAAUACUAGGUGAGGGUACCAGGGGAGGAGCACAGAGGGGGAGAGCUGCAGAGGAGGAAGAUGGACCUCGGAGGAACCCGGAGAUAACGGAAAAUACCUCACCUUGGCUUCAAGAUAAAGACCACGUCGACGAUAUCCAACACUGACCAGUGACAACCCUGCGGCACAGCCACAAAUACCCCCUGACUUCUGAGGCAGCAGUAGAGACAGAAAGGAGCUGGUUCGGUGUGCCAUCAGGAGAUGCAGCAUCUAGACACCUGUGACCAUGGCGCUGUAGUCCUUUUGUGACCUUUUGUCGUGUGAACACCUAUCCCAGCGAGCACACCAUGGCCAGCACGGCGGUUCAACUCCUCGGCUUCUUCCUGGGCCUGUUGGGCUUCGUUGGUACUGUUGUCGCCACCCUGCUCCCCCACUGGCGCUGCACAGCCUACGUGGGCUCCAACAUCAUCACAUCCACCGCCUACAUGAAAGGCCUGUGGAUGGAGUGUGUGUGGCACAGCACCGGCAUUUACCAAUGUGAGGUGUACAGGUCUCUACUGGCACUGCCACGCGACCUGCAGGCUGCCCGGGCGCUCAUGGUGCUCUCCUGCGUGACCUCGGUCCUGGCAUCUCUGGUGUCUGUGAUCGGGAUGAAGUGUACCCGCUUCGCCUGCGACCCCUUGGUCAAGUCGUCGCUGGUGCUCAGCGGGGGGAUCGGUUUCCUCUGCGCCGGCAUGCUCUGCCUGGUCACCGUGUCCUGGACCACCAACGAUGUCAUCUUGGAUUUCUACGACCCCUUCCUUCCCAGCGGGAUGAAGUACGAGAUCGGCCUGGCCGUGUACCUCGGCUACGCCUCGGCCUGCGUCAGUCUGAGCGGAGGGAUGGUGCUGUGCUGGAGCAGCGGCAGCGGCAGGUCAAGGAGGCGGCGCCACGUGCAGAGGAAUCAACCAUUAUCACCCCCCCCUGCCUUCAACCACAUCUACCCUCCCGCUCCGCCCUACAAGCCCCCCGAGGCCCUGAAGGACAACCGGCCUCUCUCGCUCUGCUCCCUUUCCAGCAACGGCUAUAGGCUCAACAACUACGUCUAAGAGCGCCUGCAAACCCUGUGAGACCGCUAAGAGUGCAAAAAGACACUAAAAGGAGCGUUAACGAGUCUUUCUAAGCUGAGCUUAUGAGCCUGACCUAACUUACUGUGUGUGUGUGUGUGUGUGUGUGUGUGUGUGUGUGUGUGUGUGUGUGUGUGUGUGUGUGUGUGUGUGUGUGUGUGUGUGUGUGUGUGUGUGUGUGUGUGUGUGUGUGUGUGUGCGCGUGUGUGUGUGUAUGAGAGAAAACUGAGAGCUUAAAGCUGUUGUGUAACCAAAGGAACAGAAGGUCACAAUAUGUUACUGCAAAUAAACAGAGGAGACACUACAUGAAUAUAGAAAUCGUUAAAGGCUCAGCUAUUGUUCUCUCACUCGCUAGAGGAUUAGGUUGCUUACUUUCUAGUAGCGAUUCCCUUUUACUGAUAUUACGUUUAAAUAUAAUUGUUCUUUGGAAACUAGAUGGAUGAGGUUUUAUGUCAGUAUUUAAUAUUUUCAAGCCUAAAACUAUUACAAUUUCUGUAGCAACAGGGGGGUAUUUUAUAAGAUUCUCUUUUUGUUGUUUUUUUAUAAGCUGAUACGGUCGAUAUUCUGUAAAAGUAAGAGAAACACGGCUGUAAUGAAUUACGUUGAUGGACCUGGGAUAACGGCAGAAACCCUGCUCAAGGUAUGAGCACGAAAACAACUUCUCCGGUCCGGUAACAUUUGGACUGUAAAGCUGAAGAAAGACACUGGGUGGCGACAAAGGUCUUUUGAGUAUUCAGCCUGAAGACUUCGGUUUUUUUCAUUCACUUUUUAUUGCACAAUGCUGUGCUAUUGUCUAGAUACCAGCACUUUUUAUGAAUGCAUCUAACACAGAGUCUGCGUACCUAAGUCAAAAAUGGGAAGAAUCAUUUUGUGUAACUUGCGGUGGAUGAAUGUGACUCCUGUGGGGCUUUCUAGGAUGCUCGCUUUGUUUAAAAAGCCUCCAAUUAGAGCUGCCCCUGUGUCACACAACCACAAAGACGCUCAAUUAAAGGACCUGUCACAAGUCCAGCAAGACACUUCUUUUAUUGCCAAA
Molecule: messenger RNA, 2185 nt
Organism: Pungitius pungitius (ninespine stickleback)
Lineage: Eukaryota; Metazoa; Chordata; Actinopteri; Perciformes; Gasterosteidae
Product: claudin-14-like
Exons: 4
Coding region: 394-1134 (246 amino acids)
Biological process (GO): bicellular tight junction assembly; cell adhesion
Cellular component (GO): bicellular tight junction; plasma membrane
Molecular function (GO): structural molecule activity
Source: RefSeq, a predicted model, not a curated record